AUGUCUUCAACCUCUAUCAAAAUUCACCAAGGAAGCAACCACGCCGAGCAGCCGGUUCUGACAAAUGCACAACUCAACCAACUGUUUACCGAGGCUCUCAUCGUAUCUGUCGCUCUUGGUCACACGAGAGGAGAUCGUCUUGAAAAGAAAGGCCCAUCUUCUGGCCCAAGUUUGACUAGCAUCCCUCUUCCUGAUUCUGAUAAGCGUGUCUUCCUCGACAGCUUGGCGUACCUCUGUGACUAUGAACAACAUGGCAAGAGCGUUACAGCAGUUGCAUUAGAACAGACGAAUGGCGGGCUUCUCUAUCGCUUCGCUCCUAAUAACAAUGAAUGUUCGAUGAAGACGGAAGAGUUUCUCACAACUAUUCUUCGCAAGUUGAAGAAUGCCACCAGGUUGAGAUAUGAUCGCCUCUUGGAAGAAUUACUUACCAUAGUGUUCAAGCAGAACUCUCCCAGAAUCGAACGGUACGCUUCAAGGCUUGAGGAGAGCAUCAAUGCUCUAAUCAAACACUUGACAGCGAUAGCUGCAGCCCAAGAUCGACACCUUCUCGGAGUACUAGAGGCUCUCGGAAGAGAAAUCCACAGACCGAGAAGUCUUUGUGAUCUCAGUCAUCAAUAUUGCAGUACACCGUUUCCAUCUAUGGACCUUUCUCCCGCAGCCAGCGAUGCUCAAAACAUCAAACGGCUCGACACUAUUCGACAUGUCGUCAAGCAGCUUAGCCACACCAUCGAAUGCGUGAAAGUUCUUGUUCAUGCAAGCUCACAUUCCUCGGGACUUUUAAAGUCUUAUAACAUAGCCAGGAUUGUAUCAAACAUUUCUCUUAUACCGCUGACAGUAGCGAAAGAAACAGGAAUACACGACAUGGUUAUUUGGAUGCUGGACGACCCCACUGAGAUCGGUCAUCCCAAUCAUGUCUCCGGAAAGUUCGAAGUGCCAGCUUGUCACAACAAUGCUUAUGUUUGCUGGAAGAUGCUAGACAUCUCCGAUACAUCGACUCCCGAAGUUGUCGAAUAUCAGAAUGAAUUCUUGACUGACACUACCAAGAUGAUGCAAAAGGAGGUGCUUGACCAGCUGGCAAACCGGCGGAUGAGGCCUUUACAACGAACUAAUUCAGAGUAG
Messenger RNA from Mollisia scopiformis, 1119 nucleotides. RefSeq lists its product as uncharacterized. The transcript is spliced from 3 exons. Lineage: Eukaryota; Fungi; Ascomycota; Leotiomycetes; Helotiales; Mollisiaceae. Bases 1 to 1119 code for a protein of 372 amino acids. The record is from RefSeq and is a predicted model, not a curated record.